Messenger RNA from Cryphonectria parasitica EP155, 1837 nucleotides. RefSeq lists its product as uncharacterized. The record is from RefSeq and is a predicted model, not a curated record. Lineage: Eukaryota; Fungi; Ascomycota; Sordariomycetes; Diaporthales; Cryphonectriaceae. The transcript has 2 exons. Bases 1 to 1497 code for a protein of 498 amino acids. Gene Ontology annotation, molecular function: dipeptidyl-peptidase activity.
AUGGUUCAUAGUCCCUAUGGGCGCAGGUUCCCUUUUUCAAUCAGUCUGUGCCGGCUCUGGGCAGCUCGUGGCUACAACGUGCUCAUUGUAAGCACACGAGGGACGUUUGGCUCUACAGGGCUAUUCAUACCGGCUGUGCACGAGGUGGCAGAUUCCGACCGGAUCGUGAAAUGGAUGCGCCAGCAGUCUUGGUACACUGGCACUUUUGGCACCUUCGGCAUAAGCUACCUUGGGUACACGCAAUGGGCACUGAUGGACUCGGACGAGCCUCUGGAAGACUACGUUGCCGCCGUCAGCAUAGUUGGUCCUCACGACUUCUCGGACCUCUUGUGGGGGAACGGCUCGUUAUGGUUACCAAGCCUAGACUGGGCCAAGAACAGCACUGUUAUCGAGUCGACGAACACGCUAAAGUCCUUCUACAAUCUUGUCACUGCAGACCCGAACGGAGACAUUGCUGUCAAGAAGACCGUACCGCUGGAGGACGGCGCCAAGAAGGCAGUCGGGGUCGAUACGCAUACGUACACGUGGCUACACGAGUGGAUAUCCGGUUCCUACAGCAAGAUCAAAGGGGAGGGGGCGACUGAGUUCUGGAAGUCGAUGAACCACACGAGAGCACUUGAGAAGACCAAAGUGCCCAUCUUGUUGAUUGGAGGGUGGCAGGACAUCUUCACUGAGGCACAGACAGCGCAAUGGCGACGGCUGAACGAACGAGGCUGCACUGUGGCUCUGACCAUGGGCGCAUGGAAUCACAUGCAGGCUGGACAAGACAUGAAGGAAAUACACGCCUGGUUCGACAAGUACCUGGGCAAGAAGACAGAUGGAGAAAUUCGGGAGGCUCCAGCGAAAAUCAACGUUACAGGGACCAAUGAGUGGAAGUGGUAUCCCAGCUGGCCUCCUGCGACGAAACCCCUGGAGCUCUAUCUCGACCUCCAAGGUCAACUCUCCAAAGGCAUCCCUGACAAAACAGAUGAGGCGCAGUUCACAUUUGAUCCUCACAAUCCCACGCCGACAUUUGGAGGCCCUCUCCUUUUUGGCGGCGGCUAUGCGGACGACACCGCGCUCGCGGAACGACCAGACGUUCUCGCCUUCACCACCUCGCCGCUUACCGAGGACAUUGAGAUCCACGGCAAGCCGCAUAUCGAGGUCUCCCACAGCAGCGACAACCCGCACGUCGAUCUCUUUGUUCGGCUCAGUGAGGUGAACAGCCACGGCAAGUCUAGAAACAUCUGUCAGGCGUAUCGAAGACUCGAUCCCGAUCGCGCUCCGGCUGGUCAGAAGGUCAAGAUUGAGCUAGACCUGUCCGACUGUGCACACCACUUCAAGAAGGGCAGCGCAAUACGGCUGCUCGUUGCCGGCGGGAACUUUCCGCAUUACGCUUACAACUUGGGCUCUGGUGAAGGGCAAGCCACGGGUACCACUCUCCGCCCUGCGAGGCAUACGGUCUAUACGGGCGGCAGCGAGGGGUCGAAAUUCGUGUUGCCCGCAUUAGAUACUUAGGUAAAUGAUAAGACGGUGGUAAGUGGAGUGUGUGUUGUAUAAGGUUGGUUGGUUGGGAUGACUGGAGGCAUGGAACACCCGGUAGGCCUCGUGUAAGGAAGCUGAUAUCGAAGGCAACGAGGGAAUGUUAUUGUAUUGAUGAUUCUACUCAUAUGUCAGGUUGUGCCGGAAUAUUACGAUCCGGGAUGGACUCCCCUCCAAGCUGCAAUAUAGCACACGAAUCGAGCUGGACUAUUGCACCUUUCGUAUGGAUGUUUCGUAAUCCUGGGAACUGAGCUGGAUGAGGAAGGCCUACCCAAGUUAUAGACCCUCGAUAUGAAUGGCAUGAGGUCCAAGGUUC